CAGAUAUUGACAGGCGCUUCUCAGAGAGUGUCAAGGAGCUAGCCAAGUUGGAAAGUCCAGCAAAGUUUUGUCAUCAUCCUACAAAAGAACGAAAAAACAGGAAAUCUAGAAAGUUUUUAGCGAUAGGAUGUCGGAAGUGGCGGAGAGCGAGGGAUGCAUCGCCAAUCCGGCCAGAAGCGACAUCCGAGCCCGGGUGCAGCAGUUCUUAGAGGAGAGGAUGCAGACCACAAUGCUGACCGGCGUGUUAAUCGGAGCAGUGGUGGCCAUCUCUCUGAUCGGCAUCGUGGUCCUGUUCCUCUACAGGAGAUACAAGCUGUCCCAGGGCCAGCAGGGAGGCGUCCCUCGCUACCGCUUCCGGAAAAGAGACAAAGUGCUGUUCUACGGCAGGAAGAUCAUGAGGAAGGUCCAGACCCUGUCUUCUCCCCCUUCCUCCAGCUCGCUGUCCAAGCAGCAGCAGCAGCGUAGCCGUAAGAGACCCAAAGUGCUGAGUAUCGCCCGCAGGAUCCUGCGCAUCCGCCGGGAACCCCCCACCCUGCAGCCGAAAGAGCCGCCGCCCUCUCUGCUGGAGGCCGACCUGACGGAGUUCGACGUGCAGAACUCCCACCUCCCCUCCGAGGUGCUCUACAUGCUGAAGAACGUCAGGGUGUUGGGGCACUUUGAGAAGCCUCUGUUCUUGGAGCUGUGCCGGCACAUGGUGUUCAUGGAGCUGCAGGAGGGGGAGGGGCUGUUUCGCCCCGGCGACAGGGACGACAGCAUCUACGUGGUGCAGGACGGCCGCCUGGAGCUCUGCAUCAACGAGAGCGAUGGCACGGUUCCAGUGGUGAAGGACGUGCUGCCAGGAGACAGUGUGCACAGUCUCCUCAGCAUCCUGGACAUCAUCACUGGGUACCCCGCUCCCUAUAAGACUGUGUCCGCUCGGGCAGCCUCCAGGUCCACCAUACUGCGCCUGCCGGCCUCCGCCUUCCAGUCUGUGUUUGAGAAAUACCCAGAGACCCUGGUCCGGGUCAUCCAGAUCAUCAUGGUUCGCCUGCAGAGAGUGACCUUCCUGGCCCUGCACAACUACCUGGGGCUGACCACUGAGCUCUUCAACCCGGAGAGGCAGGCUGUGCCCCUGACGUCGGUGGCCAGUGUGAUCGGGGACACCAGCGGGGGCAGGACAGGACGACGGCAGCAAACACACACGCCUGCAGAGGAGGAGCCUGCCUCAGAACCCACUACAGAUACAGACGGAGCGAAAGGCGGCCAGUCAGACACCAUCAGGAAGUCCCGUUCCAUCUCAGCGCCUGCAGACAGCGCAGGGGUGACUGGAAACGACCUGAACAUGGCCUACGAACGGGCCAGGGUCACCAUCGAUGACCCUUCCUCCAGUCCUGCCACAGUGCACAAGUCGAUCCUGAAGAAGACGGUCACCAUGCAGCAGACUCCCUCGGCUGUGUUUCACUACACGGACAGCGGGGGGCGCUCUGACCACGUCCCUCCCAGUAAGAUCAACUCCAUCUUCCAGGCAGCCAAGAACGAUCUCCUGGGACUCAUACCGCUGCAGGACCCCAGUCUGUUAGAGGGGCGUGUCACUCUACACCAGGUGAAGGCCGGCUCAGUAGUAGCCCAUCAGGGUGACCAGGACGUGUGCGUGCAGUUUGUCAUUUCGGGGCUGCUGCACGUGUACCAGCGCAUGAUCGACUGCGAGAAGGACACGUGCCUGUUCGUCACGCACCCCGGGGAGCUGGUGGGGCAGCUGGCCGUCCUGACCGGGGAGCCCCUCAUCUUCAGCGUGCGCGCCCAGAGGGACUGCACCUUCCUGGCCAUCUCCAAAACGCACUUCUACGAGAUCAUGCGUGCAGAGCCCAGUGUGGUGCUGAAUGUGGCGCACACGGUGGUGCGCAGGAUGUCCUCCUUCGUCAGGCAGAUCGACUUCGCCCUCGACUGGAUGGCUGUGGAGGCCGGCCGUGCUGUCUACAGGCAGGGGGAUAAGUCUGACAGCACCUUCAUCGUGCUCAGCGGCCGGCUGCGCUCUGUCAUCCUGAAGGAGGACGGCAAGAAGGAGCUGACCGGGGAGUACGGCCGCGGAGACCUCAUCGGGGUGGUGGAGGCUCUGACGCACCAGAACAGAGCCACCACGGUGCACGCGGUGCGGGACUCGGAGCUGGCCAAGCUGCCAGAGGGGGCGCUCAGCUCCAUCAAGAGGAGAUACCCGCAGGUGGUGACCAGACUCAUACACCUGCUGGGGGAGAAGAUCCUGCAGCAGGUUAAUGGUCCUCUUACAGCUCGCAGUCUGGCCCUGCACACUCCCAGCAGUAAGUGGGACACGGGUAACCCCGCCUCCAACCUGUCCACCGUCACCAUCCUGCCGGUGUCCGAGGACGUGCCGCUGACCGCCUUCACCCUGGAGCUGCAGCACGCCCUGAGUGCCAUCGGCCCCACCCUCCUCCUCACUAGUGACAUCAUCAAACAGCGCCUGGGAUCCGCGGCACUAGACAGCGUGCACGAGUACCGGCUGUCCAGCUGGCUGGGGCAGCAGGAGGACAUCCAUCGCAUCGUGCUCUACCAAUCGGACGGCACGCUCACGCCCUGGACGCAGCGCUCCAUCCGCCAGGCCGACUGCAUCGUCAUCGUGGGCCUGGGGGAGCAGGACCCGGCCGUGGGGGAGCUGGAGCGCAUGCUGGAGAGCAGUGCAGUGCGGGCUCAGAAGCAGCUGGUGCUGCUGCACCGUGAGGAUGGAGCGCCCCCUAGAGGCACGGUGGACUGGCUCAACAUGCGCAGCUGGAUCUCCCGCCACCACCACCUGUCCUGCCCCCGCAGGGUCUUCACCAAGAGGAGCCUGCCCAAACUGAGAGAGAUGUACGAGCGGGUGUUCCAGAAGCCUCCGGACCGCCACUCGGACUUCUCCCGCCUGGCACGCGUCCUGACGGGCAACGCCAUCGCCCUGGUGCUGGGGGGAGGCGGAGCCAGGGGCUGCUGUCAGGUGGGCAUCCUGAAGGCUUUGAGCGAGGCCGGCAUCCCCGUGGACCUGGUGGGCGGCACUUCCAUCGGCGCCCUGAUGGGGGCGCUGUACGCGGAGGACCGGAGCCACAGCCGCAUGAGGGUGCGAGCGCGGGAGUGGGCCAUGGAGAUGACGUCAGUGUUUAAGAAGGUUCUGGACCUCACCUACCCCGUCACCUCCAUGUUCUCCGGCGCGGCCUUCAACUCCGGCAUCAACGCCGUCUUCAAGGGCAAGCAGAUCGAGGACCUGUGGAUCCCAUAUUUCAACAUCACCACUGACAUCAGUGCCUCCGCUAUGAGAGUGCACACUGACGGCUCUCUAUGGAGGUAUGUCCGUGCCAGUAUGUCUCUGUCUGGGUACCUGCCCCCCCUCUGUGACCCCAAAGAUGGACACCUGCUCAUGGACGGGGGCUAUAUCAACAACCUGCCAGCGGACGUGGCGCGGUCCAUGGGUGCUAAGGUUGUGAUCGCCAUUGACGUGGGCAGCCAGGACGAGACGCACCUCACCAACUACGGCGACUCCCUGUCCGGCUGGUGGCUCCUAUGGAAACGCUUCAACCCCCUGGCAGAGAAAGUCAAGGUGCUGAACAUGGCGGAGAUCCAGACGCGGCUGGCCUACGUGUGCUGCGUGCGGCAGCUGGAGUCGGUGAAGAGCAGCGAGUACUGCGAGUACAUCCGGCCGCCCAUCGACCGCUACCGCACGCUGGAGUUCGGCAAGUUCGACGAGAUCGCCGAGGUGGGCUACCAGCACGGGAAGACGCUGUUCGACGUGUGGAUCCGCAGCGGGGUGGUGGACAAGAUGCUGAAGGACCGGCACCAGGAGGAGUUCCACAACACCAAGACCAACAGUGUGCUGACGUGUCCCAACGCAUCAUUCACCGACUUGGCCGAGAUCGUGUCCCGAAUCGAACCCGUCAAGCCCGCUCUGGUGGAUGAAGAGUCGGACUACCAGACAGACUACGAGGAGGAGGCGGUGGGCAGUGCCCUCUCGGACAUGGAGCUUUCCAAUCACCACGGCGACCAUGCAGAGGGGGAGGAGACUGCUGACACUGAUGAAGAAAUGGAACUUAGAUACAGACGACGAGGAUCUCAGCUCUCAAAUGUGUCACCCUGACCCCUCCCACUUUUCUGCCUGACCCCUCCCACUUCCAUCACUGGCCACUCCCACGUUUCCUCAUUCACCCCUCCCGCCUCUUCCACUGGCUUUUCCGUCCGCUUUCAACACGACCGUGUCCAACGUUUUGCACUAUGGUCCCUCUCACAUCUAUCUGGCCCCUCCCACAUCCCUCACUGGCCCCUCCCACAUCCCCUCACUGGCCACUCCCCCCAUGCCUUUGGAAGAAAUGUGUGCGGUGCGGGACUGCGAACAAGUAUUCUGUCCUCUGACAAAAAGUACCCAAAGGCACCCAGGACACAGUAUACAUACAUGCACACAGUUAUGUGUGCUGUGUCUAAUGAAUGUGUGUGUUUUUAUUUCAAAUCAGAAUAUUCUUUAGGUUUUUACACAAAAUGGUAAAUUUACGGUUUUUUUUUGUUGUUGUUUUUUUUUUUUUUACAGUGCAUUACUACCUUUAUAUUCACGCCUUUAUGUAACCACUGAGUAACUGUAAUGGUGCCAUCUUGAGUGCUAGAAACUUCCGUUUUUUUAUAUAGCUGUUAUUUUACCAUGCUCUCGUUUGAUGUAACCAAUCAGCACGAGCCAUGACUAACCUCUCUCACUACCAAAACACACAUACACACACACACACACACACACACACUCACAAGAAAGCCGAUCAAUGCAAGGAUUUUUAUACGUUUUUUUGUCGUCACCUUCUGUGGUUUGUUCAUAGCGAGCAGUGCCUUCGCCUGUGCUCAGUGUUACCGUCCUUACGUUACGCAGCUCCCAGGUUUGCCCCGUGUGGGACUGCUCUGCGACGGGGUCGUGAAAUAUUCACCUGGACAAGCGGGGUCAACGAAAUCCAAUCAGUACACCUUAUUGUAGCUGCUGCAGGUGCCUGGACUGAUUGUGUGCAUGUGUCGUUUGUCUCUCUGUUUGUUUGUUUGUUUGUUUGUUGUUCUUGUCGCCCAUGUUGAUUUGACCAAUGCCUCUUCCGAUGAACCGAUACUCGCUCAGAAUUGCGACAGACUCACGGGAGCCUGUGAAGUGGGGAAUAAUGUCUGAGUGAUAUGAAUUUAUACUAAUCCAAUCUCAGCAUGCGCGUUGGCGAUGUACUUAUGUUUGUUUGUUUCAGAAACAAAAAUGCCUUCGAUCACAACUUAGCCGAACAAUGCUGUGCAAACUCGACUGUACUCAAGAAGACUUUACAAAGACGACUGCUAGCACACGAAAUGGUGUUGUUUUUUUGUGUAAGUUUACAAUGGGGAAGUGCAAAAAGAAGAAAGAAAGCAAGCAAGCUAAUGAACUGAACAAGGAAACCACGAAGGCCUUUCUGGUUUAAAUUUCAUACGGUUGCACUUUGGGCAAGGAGAGCUUUAGGGAAGGGUGUCCCUUAAAUGGAGGUUAUCAGUGAACCCCAGUGUUGCAGUGCUUUAUGACAGUAAUGCAAGAGAUACGGUCUCAUUUUUGUUUCUUUGUUUUUUGUUGUUGUUUAUUUUACAAACAACUUUGUAAAAUAUGAACUACUAAUAAAUUGCACUUAAAUCUUUUAUAGAAUUUUCUGUGAUGUAAUGUUCAUGUAUUCGAUUUAAAGGCUGAAUGAAUUCAA
Messenger RNA from Anguilla anguilla (European eel), 5687 nucleotides. RefSeq names its product patatin-like phospholipase domain containing 7a (gene pnpla7a). Lineage: Eukaryota; Metazoa; Chordata; Actinopteri; Anguilliformes; Anguillidae. Gene Ontology annotation, biological process: lipid metabolic process. Bases 128 to 4093 code for a protein of 1321 amino acids. Gene Ontology annotation, molecular function: phosphatidylcholine lysophospholipase A1 activity. The record is from RefSeq and is a predicted model, not a curated record. Gene Ontology annotation, cellular component: endoplasmic reticulum. The transcript is spliced from 36 exons.